AUGACAUUGUCAGCAACUCCAUUCCAACUUCAUCAUCAAAUUAAAAACCAGCCCAAAGAAUAUGUCUUUCAACUCGCUCCAGCCAUAAAUGCUACUCAUAUAGCUGCUGCUCAUACACAGGGUUCUAUCUCCAUUUAUGAUAUUCAAACCUUGAACCUGAUUACAAGAAUCAAUCCAGUGGAUGAAUAUCCUACAGUAUUGACACAGAUUAUGUUGGAUCAUACCAAUCCACAGCUUGUUUUAUCAAGCAACAAGAAUGGGUUGGUGUCUUUGUGGGAUUUACGAACUAAAUCUGUAAAUGGAACGCAUUCGCCUGCUAUGGCUUGGAAUGCCGGAGCACCAAUACUUUCAUUUGAUAUCAAUAGUUCGCAUUCUAUUUUGGCUACAGGAUCAGAACUGUGUGGGGAAGACGCCAAUAUCAAUUUCUGGGAUAUUCGAUCCAAUGAAAAAUCAUGUUUGGCAGUUUUUUCUGAAUGCCAUUCUGACGAUAUCACGCAGAUCAAAUUUCAUCCAACUCAAGCAGAAGCAAUGAUUUCUGGAUCAACUGAUGGACUCAUUUGCUUAUACAACCUAUCGACAUGGGAAGAAGAUGAUGCACUUUAUCAAGUCAUCAAGAGCAAUUCUGUUAGCAGACUUGGAUUUUUUGGUCCAUCGGCCGAAUACAUUUAUGCAACAUCACAUAUUGAAACCAUGUCGUUGUGGAAAUUCCUAGAAGGCGACAAGAUUUGUGUGUUUGAUGACGUCCGAGGCAUAUCCGAAGAACUUAAACUAGACUACCUAAUUGAUUGCACAUAUGAGCCUGAAGGACAGCGUCUUUAUGUCACUGCUGGAUCUCAAGAGGGAGCAAUUGGAAUUUUGGAUGUGAAUUUAACUCAUCUUGAGCUUGCUUACACUUUAAAUGGUGGACAUGAAGAUAUUGUACGAUCGACUCACUGGGACACCAAGAUGAGAACAGUGAUUUCAAGUGCUGAAGACGGAACAGUAAAUGUUUGGGCACAAUCAUAA
Messenger RNA from Batrachochytrium dendrobatidis JAM81, 1005 nucleotides. RefSeq lists its product as uncharacterized. The coding region runs from base 1 to 1005 and encodes 334 amino acids. The record is from RefSeq and is a predicted model, not a curated record. The transcript is spliced from 9 exons. Gene Ontology annotation, molecular function: protein binding. Lineage: Eukaryota; Fungi; Chytridiomycota; Chytridiomycetes; Rhizophydiales.